Messenger RNA from Impatiens glandulifera, 556 nucleotides. RefSeq names its product protein LITTLE ZIPPER 4-like. The transcript has 2 exons. The record is from RefSeq and is a predicted model, not a curated record. The coding region runs from base 93 to 320 and encodes 75 amino acids. Lineage: Eukaryota; Viridiplantae; Streptophyta; Magnoliopsida; Ericales; Balsaminaceae.
AUAUAUUCUUACCCACUUCCCCUUCCAAUUUCAAAUUAUCCCUAACCCAUAGCUUCAUCUUGUAAUCAUCUUUCUUCAUCUAAAGGUUUGUUAUGGAUAGAUUGAACUCGAAACUGUAUUUGCAGAACUGUUACAUAAUGAAGGAGAAUGAGAAGUUAAGGAAGAAGGCACAACUUCUUAAUCAAGAGAAUCAGGUUCUUCUUUCGGAGCUGAAACAGAGAAUCUCUAGACCUAAUAAUGGGCAAAAAGGGAAUGGUGGAGGCACAAAUGGGUUGCCGGAUCUUAACCUUUGUUCUUCAUCUAGCCCAAAUGGGAAGUAAUUUGAUUUAGGGCUAGCUAGGGACUAGUAUGGUUAUUAUUAUUAUUAUGAAGUUUAAUUUUCAUUUUGUGAAAAAGAAUCAAAAUAGGGCCAAGGAGAAGGAAGGAAGGAAGGAAUAGAUUAUCAUAAUCCCAUAUUCUACUAGUUGUCUUGUCAGUUGGAAAAAUAUAUAAUAUUAUGCUACUUAUUCUGAGCAUUCAUGUUUUGUCAUCAUUUAAAACAUGGCCUUGUUUGGAU